Molecule: messenger RNA, 3444 nt
Organism: Vollenhovia emeryi
Lineage: Eukaryota; Metazoa; Arthropoda; Insecta; Hymenoptera; Formicidae
Gene: Br140
Product: peregrin
Exons: 8
Coding region: 332-3031 (899 amino acids)
Biological process (GO): regulation of transcription by RNA polymerase II
Cellular component (GO): MOZ/MORF histone acetyltransferase complex
Molecular function (GO): protein binding
Source: RefSeq, a predicted model, not a curated record
CGACGCGUUGAGAGAGCCCUGGGAUCACCUGGGAUCCGCUGGGAGGAGGAAGAGAAGCGCGCGGUGCCGACUCUCGUCGUUUCUGCCGAUCCUCGCCGACCGCUCGUGCCCUCGCGGCGACAUCGGCGUCUACCCGGGGGAGAUCACCGGCGAACCGAGCGUCCGUUUCCGCGUGAGACGCGACCGGCCGUCGGGAUUUCCGGCUGUUGUUGGCGGUGCUGCGGCUCGACCGCGGCGGCCGGACGAGCGCGGCAGGUUAACCGAGACGACGCGCGUCGGGAUACGGCGCUCCAGGUCGGAUAGUACGCGAGCUCGCUAGCUGGGAACGAGGAUGAACACGCCGCAGUCGAACAAGAAGAGCAAGAAGAUAGGGAGGAGCAGAAUGGGUGUCCUCAACGAGAGCGCGAGUCCCACGAACGCGGAGACGCUCAGCAGCCAGGAGGCGACCAAGUUUGUUUUGGUAAACCCCAUAGGAGAAGAUGGAAAUAAGUCAAUUAAGCUGGCUAUCUCGGAUGCAAUUCCCAUAAUUUCCAUGGAUGCGAGUAUGUCCGAUGAGAAGGUGCAGAAAAGUAACGCGGCGUCACAGGAAAAGGAGAAGGAAGACAAGAACAUUCUCAACUCUUUACCUAUUGCCACAGUUAAGGAAAUAGAAGGCUACGAGGGUCAACUAGGAGUAGCUGAGUCACUUCCGAAUUCUUAUAUUAGAUUUAUGGAGCGCAGCGGCGAGGAGCUAGAUGGAGAGGUAGAAUAUGAUUUAGAUGAGGAAGACACCGCGUGGCUAUCUAUUGUGAAUGAAAGAAGACUGGCUUCUGGAUUAACGCCCGCAUUAGAGCCUGAUACGUUUGAGCUGUUGAUGGACAGACUGGAGAAAGAGUCGUAUUUCCAGCAGCAAAGUAACGGCGGCGGUGGCGUUGCCGCGGACGAAGACGCCGUCUGUUGCAUUUGCAUGGACGGAGAAUGUCAGAACAGUAAUGCAAUCCUGUUUUGCGACAUGUGCAAUCUGGCUGUUCAUCAAGAUUGUUACGGUGUACCAUACAUACCCGAGGGCCAAUGGUUGUGCAGAAGGUGUCUACAGAGUCCGUCCAGAGCGGUAGAUUGUGUCCUUUGUCCGAACAGGGGUGGCGCCUUCAAACAGACUGAUCGCCCCGCGACAUGGGCUCACGUAGUAUGCGCUCUAUGGAUACCAGAAGUGAGAUUCGCUAACACGGUGUUUUUGGAGCCCAUCGACAGUAUAGAAAGCAUACCGCAGGCUCGUUGGAAGCUCACGUGCUGCGUGUGCAAGCGCAAGGGAGCCGGCGCGUGUAUUCAGUGUCACAAGAGCAAUUGUUACGCGGCAUUCCAUGUGACUUGUGCUCAACAAGCUGGCCUGUGUAUGCGUAUGAGAACGGUGCAGCCUGCCAACGGUGAGCCGAUGCUGGUGCAAAAGACAGCUUAUUGCGAAACACAUACACCUAUCGAUUAUCAGCCGUCCACGAAUCCUGUGGACGCGCGAAGGAGAGCGAUAGCAAACAAGAAAAGUUCCUCAGCGCCUGUUAUUUCCAUUCCCACCAUACCACCUGAAAGGAUCAGAGAAAUUGCCAGUUUGGCGGAAGGAAUACCAAAGAGAAGUCAAUUGAUACAACGUCUCAUUGCCUAUUGGACACUGAAGCGGCAAUACAGAAAUGGCGUUCCACUUCUCAGAAGAUUGCAAAGUUCCCAUCCACAAUCUAGACCACCCCCGCUCGGAGACCAUCCCUCUUUGCCUACGCAUGAUAGUGAAGUGCCAGUGGAAAUGUUUCAUCAGCUUAAAUUCUGGCAGAGUCUACGCCAAGAUUUAGAACGCGCGCGAUUGCUAUGUGAAUUAGUACGAAAGCGUGAAAAAUUGAAGAAAGAACUAUUCAAAGUGAAGGAAAAGUCUUUAUGGCUCCAAUUGCGGCCAUUGGAAAGUGUUUUGCGUGCAUUGCUAGAAGCUAUAAAAGCAAAAGACGUAAAUGAUGUAUUUGGACAACCAGUUAACAUCAAAGAAGUUCCAGAUUACCUUGAUAUAGUCUCACAUCCUAUGGAUCUCUCUACAAUGCAGACAAAAUUAGAAAAGCAAGACUAUGACUCCAUUGGAACUUUUGAGUCUGAUUUCAAUUUAAUGGUGAACAAUUGUCUGGCAUAUAAUCGCAAAGAUACAAUGUUUUAUCGAGCAGGAAUGAAAAUGAAGGAACAAGGUGGAAUUUUGAUAGAACAGAUUCGCAAAGAUUAUCCUGAGCUUGAUCCAGUCUCUGAAUCCGACCAAGUCGGCUCUAAAUCUAGAAAGAGAGAAAGAUCGAAUCGCAAUCGCGUGGAAACGGAAGCGCAGUCGAAUGAGAAGGAAAUUGGUGGAGGUGGUGUAAAUAGAAGAACAGCGGUGUUGUUCACUCGUAAAGCUAGAGCGCGUAAUGCUAAAAGUGGCCAAAUGUUUCUUCCAGAGGAGGAUAAAAAGAAGCAAAGUGAUAGUUUUAAAAUAUAUCGGAGUGGCGCACUGGAUAGCGAUAUAGGUGAGGGAGAAAGCCAAUCGUCGAGCUGUAGUAGUUGCCCCACGAGUAGAUCCACUACUCCUGAUUUAGAAGAAGAGAAGCAACGACAAGAGAUUGCUGAUACAAAAAAAGAAACCGAAAGCAAGCAAACGAGUGCUGGUAGCGGUUUAGAAGCUUUGCAACUCGUAUGGGCUAAGUGCCGUGGAUAUCCUUGGUAUCCAGCCCUUAUCAUUGAUCCUAGUACACCCCGAGGUACUAUACAUAAAGGAGUACCGAUUCCAGCACCGCCUGACGAUGUUCUGGCGCUUGCAGACAAUUAUAAAGAGCCGGUCUUUCUUGUGCUUUUCUUUGACACAAAACGCACAUGGCAAUGGCUACCAGGUGAGAAAUUAGAAAAACUUGGAGUAUCGCAGGAAGUUGACGAAGCAAAAUUGAUCGAAUCGCGUAAACCUGCGGAUAGAAAAGCCGUGAAGAAAGCUUAUCAAGAAGCUUUACAUUAUCGUAAACAAACACAUAACGCAGUAUUAGACAAUACGUCAACUGGAUAAGCGUUGUAAAUAUAAAAUAUAGUAUUGUAGAACGUGUAAGCCAUCUGAAAAGCUUUUACUUAAAUAAUUAUAAAACAUAAAAUAAAAUAUAUAAUUAAAUAUGCACAUAUACAAAAUAUGUAAUCUAAAAAAACAGUGAAUAAUUUCAGUCAUUGAUUAAAUAUUGAAAUAAUUUUGCUAGAUAAUAUCAAGAUGUAAUUGAAAGUUUCACACUACAAUGUUACACGAUAUUUUAAACUGUAAUUGGUUACAAUUGUGCGGUUAUCUUCAAAAAAUUAAAAUUGACACUUAAUGUAAGUUUCAAAAAGUCUUUUCUAUUUCUAACACAUGUAUUACAUUCUACAAUAGAUAAUAUUUAAUUUAAAAUAAGAAGAUAAUAAUACAAUUGUAAUUGAUAUAUGUAUAUGUGGUUU